Messenger RNA from Gymnodraco acuticeps, 4742 nucleotides. RefSeq names its product fibroleukin-like. The transcript has 2 exons. Lineage: Eukaryota; Metazoa; Chordata; Actinopteri; Perciformes; Bathydraconidae. Bases 2214 to 4322 code for a protein of 702 amino acids. The record is from RefSeq and is a predicted model, not a curated record.
ACUCUGCAUGUGUGGGACCCUGCUGGCCUUCUUGAGCCUCUCUUGGACCACAGCUGAUGAAGGGGACCUCUUCUGGGAUCAGGAAUUUGGACCCUGCUCUGCAACUCUGAGACCUGAGGAGCCGUGCAGGCAGGGGCAGGAUGAGAGCAUGUGUCCAUACAGAUUAAGUCUGCCUCCGCUGACACUCCAUUUGCCAAAGGAGCUCAGAGAGCUGGAGAAGAUUGUAAAGGAUUUACAGAAUCUGAAGGACAAUGUGGACGAACUGAGGAAGAUGUGUGCUGAUUGUACAGUAAGCCAAACUGAGAGAGAGUGUGGAAGCCGUAGAGAAAGUGAGCAGGAGAAGCUAAAUGAGGGUAUAAAUAGACAUAUUGAUGAGAAGAACCGGCUGUAUGAGAAAAAUCUUGAGACGCAAAAAGUGGAAAAGACUGUGGAAGGAGAAUUAGGAUAUGGUGACACUGAUUUUGAUAAAAUAACGAGUUUAGAAGAGAAAAGGAGAAAUAAAUGGGAAGCAGAAAGAGAGAGCAAUAAACGGUUCUUAAAAGAAAAUAAGAAAGAAGAACCCCUCAAAGAAGAGGCAGAAAGCAAUGGAAAAACUAAGAAAGAGGGGGCAAAAGAAAAGGAAAAAAUGGACCAGACAAAGUUGACAACUGCUGCCGGAGAGGAGAGAAUAGUGGAUACGGUAAAAAAAAAAAUGGUUGCAAAAAAUAACAGGGAGACAGACAGAGACAGAAAUAAAGACGGUGCAAAAGGGAAUUCAAAGAGAAAUCGAGAGGAUAUGUUGGAGAAUGGAAAAGACAGGAAGGUAACAAGUGAUGUAAAAAAUAUAGAGAAAGCAGAAGAAAGUGACCAUCACGAGUGGGCAAAGGAAAUGAAGGAAGCAGAGAAAAAGAGCCAAACUGAAGUAGACAGGGGAAAUGAUGGAAUAAAGAUGUCUGAGGACCAUGCUGGGCAUACAAAUAGGGAACGAGAACAGCACAGGGAGGAGAGGAAAAAGGAUAUGGAAAAGGGAACCAAAGUUGAGCGAAAUAAUGAGACACCAAAACAGUCUGCAAGCAUCGGGCACGCAGAACAAGAGAAGACUAUAAAAGAGGGGGAGGAUGGGGAGAGGGGGACGGAGAUCAAAAUAGAAGGAGAAAUAACGGUUCAGAGUGUGCAGAGAGACAGUUAUGGAGAAUUAGCAUCCAGCAAGGAAACUGAGAGGGCAGACUUUGUUUCAACUCCUCUGUCUAUCAUUAGUUUUACGUCCAGGCAUGACUAUGUGGAAUCAAACGAAGCGAUAACCUUUACGUCAUCUCCUUCAUCUCCUCCUUCGUCUCGCUCAACUUCACACUUGAUCACCGAUGUCAAUCAAGGGAUUACUAUUGUUGCUGUCAGACGACCAACUCAAAACCCAGGCAUUGUAGCAUCUGGCAUUACGGAGAACAGCCCUGAUGUAGAGGAUGGCUUUAGGACCACAACAAGGCCAAAAACAGUGGCCACAAUAAACUCAUUGGUGGUCCUGGACAACAAAUCGCCAGUGAAACUUUAAUGUUCACCUCUGCAACCAGUGCAAGACCCCGGGCAGGUUUCAAGGGCCCAGAUAGCUCAACUACAACAACUUUACCCACUACAACUCAGAAUGUAUACACAACUACUUUCACAGGAGUUGCAGACCACAGCCGUUGGAAAGCUAAAAGAACAUCAGCUCAAACACUAAGACUGGUGUAAAACCUCUACCAGGCCGAGGACCAAAGCCUGGUGAAAAGCGUAAACCUGCAGUCAGGUCUGAAGGAGAAAAAAAGCUUACAAUUCCUACAAAUGGCCGUAAACAAGACCGAGCUCCUUUGCCAGACAAAAAAACAAACAAUGGCCAAAAGCAGAAGCCUUUUUACCAAAAACCAAUAACCGACCAAAGAUUGAAACCUGGCAAAGACCCUAAACAAGUCCAGAUCCCAAAACCGAAAAAAAAACCUCCACCUGACCUUUUACCAAUUGAUCAAAAUCAGAAAAACAACAAAAUACCUAAACAUGACCAAGAACAUACAACUGAUCAAACCAAGUUCAUUAUUCAAAAGCCAAAAUCUACUCAAAAGCUUCCAGUUCAGAGGCCUACAACUCAUCACACACCUCAAACAGUAAAUGCAACUGGUUCGGAUAAAGACACUCAAACUGACCAACAGCCAGAAUCUGUAGAAAUCCCAGUUAUUACUCAAAAUGUAAAACCUGAGAAAAAAAUGCUUCAUCCUCUCAAAAUAGAAAAGCCUGACCAAAUACAAAAACCACACGCAAAGCCAAAAAGUGAAGAAGAAAAAAGUAAACCUGAUCAAAGUUCUACCACAAACAAAUAUAUUUCACCUGUUCAUGACACUGGAGGAAGUGAAACAACUAGAAUAACAACAAGACCUAUCCAAAAGCCUAUAGCAGUAUUAACAGAAAAUUCCGAUGAAAAUCCUUUGACUGAGCCUUUAUCUGAAAAAGACUCAACACCCGGACAAAAGCUUACUCCUGAUCGGGCCCUGAUCAAACCCCCUGAUCAAGAAAAGAAAUCCAGUGAGAAAAUCCCUAAAAUAAACCAAAAUCCUAAACCCAAUGAAAAACAUACAGAUCUUGUGACAGGACAAAAGACUAAACAAAAGGGGAAGCCUAAACCAGAACAACGCCCACAAACCAAUCAAGGGCUUAGAACCCUUCGACCCGACCAAAUGCCUGAACUUAACCCCAAAUCUUUGCCUAAAGCAGAAUCCAACAAAACAUCUAAAUUGAGGCCUACACCCAAAGGCAGGCAACCAAUCAGACCUACAAUCAGGCCAGGAGCAACACAUGUUAAACGACCAGAACCAGCAGUGCCCCAAAAACCAAGUCUGAAUAUAAAAACAGAUUUAGAUCCUCUACAAAUCAGUGAGACUAGUUUAGGCAACAUCAAAAACUCUGAAACCGACAUGUCACCUUCACCUGCCCCUGUAACACAGACUUCUGAGGCGAGUCAUUCUCAAAGGGGCACAGACUUCAGUCCCAGCACAACGAAAACCAUGACUCUGGGUCCAAAGACUUCCAACAGCCUGGAGACUGGACCCAUCCCACGCCGUGACACUCUCUCUGAAGGCUUCACAAUGAGCCCAAACAGCAGGAUAACGUCUGAUCCGACGCCACUAACAGCCAGUCGACCACCAUUGAUCCCAACGACAACAAGAGCAAAUAAAAUCUCCCGUAGGAUCCUGCCGAGUGUUAUCCCUAGCACAAUUCCAGGAUCCACAAACCCAAAUCAAGCUUCCAAUACUGACUUGCAAGCUGAGAUAAUUCCCAAUAUGGAGGAAAAAGCAGCCAAACAAACUCCAGUUCCAGACACUAUUAUGAUUCCAGUCCCAUCUCCCAGUACUCAAACUACCUCCACAAUCAACCCUAACCUCAGGUCAACCACCUCUAGCCCCAAGCCCCUAGCGGCUGAGUUUUCCACUCCCAGUGCAAGGGAGCUGCGUGUGAAGAUCAAACAGGUGGCUGCCUUCUUCAAUAACAGCCUGAGUCCAAAUGGAAGGCCACUGGAUAGCCAUCCAAAAGAUCACGCAGAGGACAACCAGGGCGGCAGCAGGCCUGACAGCAAACUACCAUUUAAAGUUACGAGAGAUUGCUCCGACUACUUGGCAAAAGGAGCAACAAAAAGCGGGAUGUACCUGGUGACCCCUGACCUCCGCAGCAGAAGCUUCCCGGUCUUCUGUGACAUGCAGCUGGAUGGAGGAGGGUGGACGGUCCUGCAGCGCCGACAGGACGGCAGCGUGAGCUUCAACCGCACCUGGGCAGAGUACAGAUUGGGCUUUGGGGAGCUGGACAAUGGGGAGUUUUGGCUGGGGAACAAUAUGAUCCACAUGCUGACCCGGGCCAGGAAUAUGGUGCUGAGGGUGGAGCUGGAGGACUUUGGCGGUAUGAGGGAGUAUGCACAGUACGAGUCCUUCAGUGUGGCAAGUGAACGGGGGCGCUACAGACUGACGGUCGGCGAUUACUCGGGUACUGCAGGUGAUGCUCUGCGCUUCAGCAAAAGUUAUGAUCACCACAACAGGGCGUUCACCACGCCGGACAGGGACCACGACCGCUAUCCAUCCGGGAACUGCGGGGCCUACUACAGCUCUGGCUGGUGGUUUGAUGCCUGCAUGGCUGCAAACCUCAACGGGAAGUACUAUGUUGGGAAGUACAAGGGAGUCCGGGAUGGUAUUUUCUGGGGCACUUGGCAGAACAUAUCUUCAGAGUAUUACCCCACUAAUGACAGACAGUCAUUUAAAACUGUCAGGAUGAUGAUCAGGCCAAGAGGCCUUGCGCCAUUAGCUGGGACUCUCUAUCAGGGCAUGUUUUAAAAAUAAAAUGAAGGGUCCAACUAACAAUACUCCUUACAAUUUAAUAAACCUAGUACAGCCUCCACACUGAUUAUUAACACAAUGCUGCCGCUGUGUGGUCUUUUAAUCUGCAAAACAAAUUUGUUUACAGGAAAGUAUGACAAUAAGUGAGGAUGUACAUAGUUGUGGUUAUAGUCAUGAUUGCAUAUUAGCCUACAUUUUUUGCGCGGCCGCGGUUACACUUAUAAAUUAUAAUAAUAAUAUUUUUGUAUAUCGCUGAAUUUGUUCAAUGACGAUCAGAGAGAACAUUCUCUUUUAAACAGAGAACGAUAUUUUGUAUUAUUGUAGUACUGGAAAGCCAGUUGAUGGUUAAUAAAAGCUGUAUGGAUUGUUUUUUUUAAUAGAGAUUGUUCUUCUUUGAUAAAUAAAUUGUUGAAUAAA